Molecule: messenger RNA, 758 nt
Organism: Solanum lycopersicum (tomato)
Lineage: Eukaryota; Viridiplantae; Streptophyta; Magnoliopsida; Solanales; Solanaceae
Product: nitrogen regulatory protein P-II homolog
Biological process (GO): regulation of nitrogen utilization
Cellular component (GO): cytosol; chloroplast thylakoid
Molecular function (GO): enzyme regulator activity; ATP binding
Source: RefSeq, a predicted model, not a curated record
AUGCAAGCUAUCCAAUCUUCAUCUCUCCGGCCAUCUCCGGUCGACCCAUUUCUCAAAACCAUACCCCAAUUCACCAAUGUAAAGCCAUUGAGACCCAAAAGAACCCCUUUUAUCUCAGCUUCAUCCACUACAGUUUCAGCCCCAACAAGGGAAAAAGACCCCGAAAAGCGUGUUGUUAUAACCGGGAUGGGUCUUCUUUCUGUGUUUUGGAAUGAUGUUGAUGCUUAUUAUGAUAAAUUAUUGGCUGGUGAAAGUGGGAUUACUCUAAUUCAUCGAUUUUGUGAUUGUACUGGCCAUGCACUACUGAAAAUAGGUAUUCGUGGUGUCACUGUUUCGGAUGUUCGUGGUUUUGGCGCCCAAGGUGGCUUGAUUGAGAGGCAAGCUGGCUCUGAAUUCUCUGAAGACACGUUUGUUACAAAAGUUAAAAUGGAAAUUGUUGUCAGCAAAGACCAGGUUGAAGGAGUCCUUGCCAAGAUAAUUGAAGAGGCAAGAACUGGUGAAAUAGGUUAUGGAAAGAUAUUCUUGACUCCCAUCUCCGAUGUUAUAAGAGUUCGCACUGGUGAACGGGGAGAAAAGGCAGAGAGGAUGAUGGGAGGGCAUGCUGAUAUGUCCUCUGCAUUAUCAACUUCUUGAGCGGCAACGCCUCUAUCUUGAAGUUGAAACGUUUAAUCAUCUUUAGUUGUGUGCAGUCAAGUAGGGAAUAAAAUAAAUAAGUUGGAGACUUACCAUGUACCUGUGGUUUCAAUAGCCAAUUUCCA